AUGUUUUUCUUAAUUAAUAUAUGUACAUUUCUAUUUAAUUCUACUUUACAUAAUUAUGCAACACCAAUCACAUUCAUCCUCUUCGACAAUAAUUUCAGGCAAGUUCUCUCCGAUAUUUUCUUUAUUUUCAUUAUGAGUUUGUAUUUGUUCCUAAAGAUCCUUCCAAUAGCUUUUAGAAUAUUUUUCUUCUUCCAUGUCGUCAUGUUGAUUUGGGUACUCGUUGUUACUUGGAGUGAAUACUUCAAUUUCAUUCCUAUUUCAGGUGCGAACUAA
Molecule: messenger RNA, 273 nt
Organism: Meloidogyne enterolobii
Lineage: Eukaryota; Metazoa; Nematoda; Chromadorea; Rhabditida; Meloidogynidae
Source: the annotation of a GenBank genome assembly